This is a messenger RNA of Diachasma alloeum, 477 nucleotides long. RefSeq lists its product as uncharacterized. The record is from RefSeq and is a predicted model, not a curated record. Bases 1 to 477 code for a protein of 158 amino acids. Gene Ontology annotation, molecular function: zinc ion binding; nucleic acid binding. The transcript has a single exon. NCBI's taxonomy places the organism in Eukaryota, Metazoa, Arthropoda, Insecta, Hymenoptera, Braconidae.
AUGUUGAUUGUCCUCUCGAAGACAAACGCCGACAAGGUUCCAGGCCUGCAGGAGGCCAUAACCAAACUCCUCGGCGAGGAGGCGAAAGUUAAUAACAAAACACCGGAGGAAGAGCUGGAUAUAAAGGAUCUCGACGAGACCACGACGAAAGAAGAGGUACUCGCAGCACUGGUGGUGGCCGCCGGAGAGAACUCCAGAGUCCCAACGAACGCAGUCAAAUCGUUGCGGAAGGCUCACGGAGGCACUCAGAUGGCCUGGGUGAAAUUGCCUAUGGCAACGGUGAAGAAGAUUGCCGGAGAGCAUGGCAAAAUCAAGAUUGGCUGGGUUAAUUGCCGGAUCAGAGGAGUGGAGAGACCCCUGAAGUGCUAUAAGUGCAGGGACUUCGGACAUCUCGCCAAUCACUGCAAGGGCGAGGUUGACCGCUCUAAACUCUGCAUCAAAUGUAGGGAGGGUGGCCACCUGGUCGCCAAAUGUUAG